Messenger RNA from Jaminaea rosea, 1605 nucleotides. RefSeq lists its product as hypothetical. The coding region runs from base 219 to 1490 and encodes 423 amino acids. NCBI's taxonomy places the organism in Eukaryota, Fungi, Basidiomycota, Exobasidiomycetes, Microstromatales. The transcript is spliced from 2 exons. Gene Ontology annotation, molecular function: heme binding; metal ion binding. The record is from RefSeq and is a predicted model, not a curated record.
CCCGGCCAGCCACAACAAAUGAUGAGAAGCCGAUGACAAACAAUCGAGGAUCGAGGGAUACAUAAAGAGGGGACAUCCCGCUAACCAGUCCUCUGCUCCCUAACAUCGAUUUCCCUGAGGUCGAGCCCCCUUCCCUGGCACUUUUUUGCCCUAGUCCGCCUCAGCGCUUCGAAUCGCCUUACCCCGCACUCGGCAAGAGCAAACUAGACCAAGACAAGAUGCGACGACAGAUUGCCCUGCAGCGUCUCGCCGUCUCACCUUCUUCUCGUCUCAGCCUCAACCAGCGCGGCCUUGCUACCGUCGUCAACUCCACUUCACCUUCUCAUCCUCUUGCGACCAGCAGCGAUGGUGUCAAGGUCGAGCCCUUCCUCCUGGAAGACCUGGCUCCCACCCUAAGCCCAGAUGGACUGAAGCGUCUCCCUCAGUUUACGAUCAGCCGCAAGGCCGGCUUCCUCCCGCGUGAGGACCCACUCGUCACCCUUCCCCCUGCUUUCGACAGGCUCGACUCCCUGCUCAAACGCAUGACGAUCAAGCAGUACGAUCCUCUGACCAACAAAAAGACCGGACCAGGCCUCCUUGCUCAGGGUCAGUACGGGGACGCCGUUCUCUCCGAGCUCAAAGUCAACGGGCCCGAGGUCCAAGCAGUCGAUAAGGCCAUCGCCUCUGGUGAUCAACGCCUGCUCUCUGCCCUGUUCCGAGACUACUGUUUUGCAACUUCUGCAUACCUGUUUGAGCCGACAGACAUCUCUUAUCGCAAGACCGGCCUCUACUCCCCGGGAAGGGAUGUCCUGCCUGCUCAGCUGGCUGUCCCGCUCAAGAAGCUGGCUGAUGCGCUUGGACAUCAGCCCUUCAUGGAGUAUGCCUCCAGUUACGCCCUCGUGAACUACAAGUUCCGCGACCUUUCACUCACCACCUCCCACCCAGAGGGGAAGGAAGCAGGUCGCUAUUCAUUCCCUAACCUCGACCUCAUCCGCUCCUUCCAAGACCCCUAUGGAAGCGAGCGCGGCUUCAUCGCCGUGCACAUCACCAUGGUCUCCUUCUCUGGUCAGGCAGUAUCGUCUACCGAAGACAUCCUCGCCGCGGCCAUCCGCCAGGAUCUGCCUGCUGUAGAGGCUGGGAUGGAGUCGCUAUUGAACACGUAUCGCAAGAUCAAUGCAGUCAUGGAGAGCAUGUGGGGUCGUAGCAAGCCUUCCGACUAUCUGAGCUUCCGCACGUUCAUCUUCGGGACUGCGCCAAAGAAGGGCAAUCCGAUGUUCCCACAGGGAGUGAGAUACGAGGGAGUAAGGGAGGAGCCUUUCCACCUACGAGGAGAGAGUGGAGCGAACGACUCGUUGGUACCUCUACUGGACAACUUGUUGGAGAUUACGGCCAGCCUGCCGAAGAAUGAAUUGACGGACACGCUCCGCGAGUUCCGUAAGUCCGCAGCGGAGAAUGCAGGUUACCGAGUGAGAGCUUGCGCUGAUUCGAAAGCUACUGCUCUCUCACAUUGAUAGGUUCCUAUCGUCCCGCAACCCAGCGCGAAUACAUCAAUCUUCUCGAACAUCGUGCCCGCCACGCCAACAUCAAAUCUCUCUGCCUCGACGGGGGCAGCGCCAAGGCCAAGGC